AUUACACAACACAGUUCCGCAAAUCUAGUCUGUUUGUGUUUUGACGUUUUAAAGAGCUCUUCAGACCACCACACAAGUCCAUAAGCAAGGACACAGUCAGCGUUCUACACAUCGGAUAAAAAAAAAAAAAAACGGAGACAAAAUGGCAUCAGACUCUCCACGCAGACCUAGUCGCUGUGCUGGAGGGGUUCUGGUGCGAGCACAAGCUGCUACGGAGCAGUCUUACAUGGAAAGUGUGGUGACCUUCCUGCAAGAUGUGGUCCCCCAGGCAUAUACUGGGGCUCCCCCCACUGAUGAAAAAGAGAAAAUCAUUUGGGUGCGAUUUGAGAAAGCUGACAUCAACGACACUGCCCGCAAUUCAGAGUUUAUGGAGAUGCACAGCGGUACUACUGACCCUCCUCUCUGUCUCGUGAUUGGCUACUCUGACGGGAUGCAGAUCUGGAGCAUAUCUUUGGCAGGGGAAGCCCAAGAACUGUUCUCGGUGCGCCAUGGUCCUGUGCGAGCUGCUCGCAUUCUGCCAGCUCCUCAUAUCAGUCCUCUGAAGACGGACAGUUUUGCUGACAAGAGGCCACUGCUAGGGGUUUGCAAGAGCACAGGGUCCUCUGGGACAAGUCCGCCGUACUGUUGUGCUGACCUGUAUUCUCUACGGACAGGAGAAAUGGUCAAAUCAAUUCAGUUUAAGACGCCCAUCUAUGAUCUCCACUGCAACAAACAUAUUCUCGCUGUGAGCCUACAAGAGAAGAUUGCAGCAUUUGACAGCUGCACCUUCACUAAGAAGUUCUUUGUUACAAGCUGCUAUCCCUGCCCUGGCCCCAGCCUCAAUCCAAUAGCUCUUGGAAGCCGCUGGCUGGCCUACGCUGAGAACAAGUUGAUCAGAUGUCACCAGUCUCGUGGAGGAGCUUGUGGUGACAAUUCGCAGUCUUAUACAGCUACAGUGAUCAGUGCUGCCAAAACUUUAAAGACAGGCCUGACAAUGGUGGGUAAAGUUGUCACCCAGUUGGCAGGCACCCUACCAGCAGCCACUCCGGACGAGGAGGGCACACCUCACAGUGCGAGCCGCCGUAGCCCCCACAACCCCGGUGUGGUCACCAUCAUUGACACACACAGUGUUGGCGAAGGACAGGUCUUGGUGAGUGAGGACUCGGACGGAGAGGGAGUGGUGGCUCACUUCCCAGCUCAUGACAAACCCAUAUCCUGCAUGCAAUUCAACCCCAGUGGAAUGCUGCUAGUGACUGCUGACACUCUGGGCCACGAUUUUCACGUCUUCCAGAUUCUCACCCACCCAUGGGCGUCCUCACAGAGCGCUGUUCACCAUCUCUAUACCCUGCAUCGUGGGGAAACUGAGGCCAAGGUCCAGGACAUGUGUUUCAGCCAGGAUAGUCGCUGGGUAGCCAUCAGCACCCUCCGCGGCACCACCCAUGUGUUUCCUGUUAACCCCUACGGCGGUGCACCCUGCGCCCGCACGCACAUGUCCCCGCGGGUGGUCAACCGCAUGUCUCGCUUCCAAAAGAGCGCCGGCCUGGAAGAGAUCGAGCAGGAGCUGAACAGAGCGGCUGCGUUAGGAGGAGGCAUAGGAGGAGGUGGCUGCAUCCUGGGUGGAGGAGGAGGCAUCGGGGGCCGCUGUAGCCCCAUACCUGGCCUGUCCAGCAGCCCCUCGGGGUCGCCACUGCAUGGCAAGCUGAGCAGCCAGGAUUCAUACAACAACUUAACCAAUAACAACAUGGGGAACCCGCGGCUGUCCCCGCUGCCCAGCCUCACCGUGGUGCUGCCUCUGGCUCAGAUCAAACAGCCCAUGACCCUGGGCACCAUCACCAAACGCACUGGACCCUACCUCUUUGGGGCGGGAUGUUUUGCCAUUAAAACUCCAUGCAAAGCUAAGCCGCCCCCUCAGAUCUCCCCGAGCAAGUCCAGUGGAGGAGAGUUCUGUGUGGCUGCAGUCUUUGCUUCGCCUCGCUCCUGGUUCAUCACCAACCCCAAUAUGAAAAGAGAGAAAGAUCAGUCCAGGCAGUCGGUCGUCGACUCACUGUACAUCAUCAGUUGCUAUGGUAACUUGGUGGAGCAUGUCCUGGAGCCUCGGCCAAUUAGCACCGCUCAAAAGAUUAGCGAUGACACACCUUUGGAGCUCAGCACCAGUCCAAGGGCCUGCUGGACUCUAGCCAGGACUCCACAGUGGAAUGAGCUGCAGCCACCCUUCAACUCUAACCACCCCUUGGUGUUGGCCUCAGACCUGGUGCAGUACUAUCAGUAUCUUCUGGCUGCGAUGCCCCCAGGAAGCCCAUGCCCAAUCAUGCGCCACGAGUCGUCAGACAGCCUGGCGUCGGGCCACAGUGGCCAGGAGGACGAGGAGUGGCUCUCUCAGGUGGAGAUUGUGACUCAUACAGGGCCCCACCGGCGCCUGUGGAUGGGCCCCCAGUUUCAGUUUAAGACCAUUCACCCUUCAGGCCAGACCACAGUCAUCUCGUCCUCGUCCUCAGUCCUUCAAUCCCAGGGCCCCACUGAUGUUCAACAGCCCCUGUUGGACUUUGACACUGACGACCUGGACCUACACAGCCUCAGGAUCCAGCCGGUACGUUCAGAGCCAGUCAGCAUGCCCGGCUCGUCGCGGCUGGUGCCUGAUCGUAGAGGACAGUCCAACAUCAUGGACUCAGGAUCAGGUUAUUCCUAAAAAAGAAGCUCCUCGCUCUGCAAAUUACCAUUUCAACAGUUUUUUUUUCCUUGCAAGCAUGCCUAUCAUUUUCAUUGCCCCUUCAUCCAUCCUUCCAUCCAGCCUUCCCUCUCUCCCUCACUACCCAAUCAUUGUUUUAUCAUUGGUGUGAGAGAGAGAAGAGGACAGGCGAGAUGAGGAGGAAGAGAAAGAGGAAGAGAGGACGAUGGCCAGCUUUCUACUUGUCUGUCUGUCUGUUUGUCCGUCUCAUUUUUGUCCAGGUAUGGCCUCAUGGAAAGUGGCCAUUCUGAUCGCAAGUCCAUUUGAUAAUAAUAUGAAACAGUUUGAAAAAAUUCUAGAGGAAAGCCACAAUGAAAUUGCAAUGAAAAGAUUGAACAGCACCACAUUACCAAGGCCUCAUCAAUAUUUCUUUCUAUCUCAGUUGCUGUCCUUAAAAUGCUCUCCUCAAGAAGCUGGCAUCACUACUGUCAUAACAUUAACGUUGACAGAGGGCAGGAUCGUUAAAUAUUUGGUGAUCACAUUCCCACUGCAGCCUCAUCAUCUUGUUGUUAGCGUACAUCUUCUGUAGGGCUGACCAAGGUGCUCUAGCUGCCGAGCUUUACGGCUUUGUUCGCUGUCAUGGGAAUUAAAACCAAACAGUACUAAACAGCUUUAGGGGGCAAGUUGGCCAAGACAUGUAUGUCGUUGCCCUGUUACAGCUUAUUUUGUACAUUAAUAUAGGUGACUACACAAUACCAGUGUUGUCACUGUGUCACGGCACAGGGAGCACUGGACAAAUAAUUUGUUAAGUCUACUGGAAUUGAACACUAAGCCUUGCCGCUGUACUAGCUAUUCACAGGCCGCAACAUAUACUGAGUGCCAUAGGUGGUUAAUGAUAAAUAAAAGAUGCAGGCGUCACUUGAACCCUGGUGACUUUGACUCGUCUUCAAACUUGGUAGCGGCAUCCUCUGGUCCGCUGCCAAACAUACACUCAACUCACAAUUGGUUUUAGUUUAUUUAGGAUAACACAACACAGACCUAAACUAAACUAAACUUUCAGGAAUGAAGGUUAUUAUUCAUUGUCCACCGCUGUCUCGACAAAAGGAGUCCCCCCACUAUUCCACAGCAUGGCAACUUUCUUGCGUUGGUGUUUCCUUCCUCCAUCGUUCGACAUCUGUCUAGGACAGUGAUCAGUAUGUGACUGUGACAACUGACAUAUCUUAAUUUGAAAUGAAAUCAGUCAUUUUAUUUAGAGUAAUUCAGCCUUAUUACACUCACACUGUCUUCACAAAAAUGUGUCAAAGACAGAACAGUUAUUAUUUGUGUAACUAUGUUGAAACACAAAGAAAGUUACCACAGAGACUGAUGAAUGAAGGUAAUGGUAGUAAUGUACAAUUUGGCAUUUGCUAAAUGAAAGCAGAGGAAAAGGAAGAGAUUUAGCCAUUUUCAUCAUUUAGCCAUCAUCAUUGUUUUGACAUUUCAGUGAACAGUGAAUUCAAAUUUCUCAGAAUUAGUGUGGCCUCAAUAAAUACACCACACUAUAUUUUAAUUUUUACAUAUAGCUAGAAACCUCCUUGUUUUGCAGAUCUCUGCCAGGGAUUAGCUGUUAAAGUGAUAAACGUCUCUUGAGUCCUGAAGUUGAAAUUUCAGCUAAAUGAGGAAAAGGAUUGUACAUUAAAAUGACUUGGACAAUGUUUCGUCAGAUUAAUUUGAUUAUUAAACCUACAGAAUUGACUAGACUUUUAUUUGCAGUGAUUGGACAAGAAACAAGUUUCACAGGGUGAAAGGUGCUAUAUAAAUAAACUUACAAAAAUCCUGGGGUGUGAAUGUUUCUCAUAUACUGGAACCGGCACCUCUGUUGCAAAUUGUAUGUGCUUAGAAUUAACACCGACAAGUGCAAAGCCACCAAAAAGUAGCGAUGAAGAGCAAGAGAAAGACAUCAGAAUGUCUCUUAUCAUAAAAUACGGCUGAUAUGUGCAUGGUGCCAUAUGUAUGCUAAAAAAAUGUACAAUACCAGUUAUUAGCCAGUUAUUAUGUUCCCGGAGCCAACAUUACUGCCUCAUAAGAAGCAGUUACACAGUCCUCCCAGCCUUCAGCUGACAACAGAGAUUGAAGCAAAGUGCACUGGGCUCAGCUGUCUCUUGUAUCACGGUGCAGUUUUUCUAUGGAGCAACUCACACAAACACAUAUUCAACACACACUCAGCAGCAUUUGCCCUUUAGGCAGAGAAUAAAGCACGUAUUAUACAUCCAAUUCAGGAUGCGAUGGGAAGGAGGGUCACAUUAUGAGGGAGGAAGUGCACAAGAGCACUUGUGUAUGCAAGGGACCAGGCAACAUGGUGUGUGUAUGGAGCUCCUACAGUGUUUCCUUGUUGUUCUCCUCAAACUGCCCACAUUAACAUGCAUACAGUACCACUUUGAGGAAAUGCACAAGUACAUGUACUAGUUUUAGGUAAAAUGUUCCUGUUGGAGAGCUUCCCUGUUCCCUCAUCCAUGUUUUCCCAGUAGUUUGUCUGCUCUGGUACCUCAUGCUAACAUCUUACAUACCGUACAUUAUGUUGAAUAAUAGAAGUUAAAUGGUAAAUGGACUGUACUUAUAUAGCGCCUUUCUAGUCUUUCUGACCACUCAAAGCGCUUCUAAGUGAAUACUAUUGACAAAUGACAUGGAUUAAAUGGGGCUGCUCUCAUGAAUCAGCCACAGCCGCCAGGUGUUUUUAACCGAAAAUAUCAGAUUAACUGACUAUGAAAGGGCUGCAAAAUAAAUGUUUUGAAAAGAGGUAAAACAUUCUUCAAGAAGGCACCUAAUAUGUAAUUACAUAUACGUUUUGGCUUAUCCGACUGCGGUACCAUUCAUUUAAAUAUAGAUGGAUGCUAUGUUUAAGUUAAGUGUUUUGGCAAGUACUUUUUGCCUACAUGCAAUUACAAAGGUUACACACCUUCAACAUUUCAAAUCUCAGCAUUAGACUAUGUUCUGACGUUCACAGUUAACAAACUACCAUGGGCAAAAGGUUUUAGUUGUUAUUUUUAAGCAGAAAUAGUACCUGAAACAUCCUAACUAGUGGAGAAACUAACCAACGAUAAUUGAAAAAAAUGAAAGUUACUUAUUUUACUUUACUUUAACUCUCAUGUAAGUGUUAGCAUGGAGCUUACUAUCACUCAGCAUAGUUUAAGCUAAACUUUUAGCAUGGAGCACAGGAGCACCUGGGACAUUAAAUAGUCUGUGUUUUCAUCACAAAGUGGAAGAGCUGACCAAUUGGACGAUCUUCAAAACUUUCAAUAAUCUCCUCUAACUGCUGUUGUUAUUGUGCAUUUGUGUAAAAAAAAAAAAUGAAUGUGUGUUAGACCCCUCAGUACUGUGCCUUGAGGUCUAGUUUGAUGGUUUUCAAUAACCAAUAAAUGUAUCGUGUCUGUAAUAACCAGUUAACGUCCUUAAAAUUGUACUUCUGUGUAUAUGUAUAAAACCUAAUUUCACGUGUAAA
Molecule: messenger RNA, 6122 nt
Organism: Siniperca chuatsi (mandarin fish)
Lineage: Eukaryota; Metazoa; Chordata; Actinopteri; Centrarchiformes; Sinipercidae
Gene: bcas3
Product: BCAS3 microtubule associated cell migration factor
Exons: 24
Coding region: 143-2665 (840 amino acids)
Biological process (GO): response to starvation; autophagy
Cellular component (GO): cytoplasm
Molecular function (GO): protein binding
Source: RefSeq, a predicted model, not a curated record